Messenger RNA from Miscanthus lutarioriparius, 972 nucleotides. The record is from the annotation of a GenBank genome assembly. NCBI's taxonomy places the organism in Eukaryota, Viridiplantae, Streptophyta, Magnoliopsida, Poales, Poaceae.
AUGGCGUCGCCACGCACACGGCCGUCGUCGGAGCUAGACGACGACACCAUCAUAGACGUGCUCCUCCGCCUCCCGCCGGAAGAGCCAGCGCACCUCGUCCGCGCCUCGCUCGUGUGCAAGCAGUGGCGCCGCGUCCUCUCGCACCCCGACUUCCUCCGCCUCUACGCGCGCCUCCACCGAACCCCUCCGCUGCUCGGCUUCUUCACCCUCUGCUCCUCCGACUCCCACCCCGGGCUUUGCUUCGUCCCAAUCCCAACCACGGCAGCGGGAGCGAGGUCCCCCUCCUCCUCGGUGGCCGCAGCGGCUGGGGGAGCACUCGCGAUCGACCACUGCCCUUGGCUGGUCCUCGACUGCCUCCACGGCCGCGUCCUCCCCCAGCGGCGAUACGUGGCGGACGACGCCCGCGCCUUCCUCGUCUGGGACCCCAUCACCGGCGACCGGCACGAGCUGCCCUGGCUCCGCGGUGGUGCUAGCCGUGCCGUCGUCAUCGGAGACCAGGUCUACUUGUUCCGGUUGUUCUUGGGUGACCAGAUCCUGAAAUAUGACCUGCGCAGGCACUGCUUGUCUGCGAUUGACUCGCCGGGCUUCUAUAGCAAGGAUACCGAUGUCGAGCUCAUGACAACCGAGGACGGAUUGCUUGGGCUCGCCGGCGCUAGGCGUUCUACACUUCACCUGUGGUCGAGGACGGCGAAUAAUGCAGGGUGGGAGCAGUCCAGGGUCAUAGAUCUACGGACGAUGAUGAUAUCAUCACCUGCUGGCGCUGGCAAUGACGACAAUAGUAGUAUCAUCAAUGGUGCAAAUGUGAUCGGUUUUGCUGAGGGUGUGAAGAAUGCCAUCUUCGUGGGCACAAAUGCUGGCACCUUCGUUAUCGAUCUCAAGUCAGAGCGCGCAAGGAAGAUAUGUGACACUUGGAUCGACAAUCCCGUCGUACCCUUCAUGACGUUCUACUCUCCGGGUAUGCAUGGUACAUAG